Molecule: messenger RNA, 336 nt
Organism: Gongylonema pulchrum
Lineage: Eukaryota; Metazoa; Nematoda; Chromadorea; Rhabditida; Gongylonematidae
Source: the annotation of a GenBank genome assembly
AUGACAGUGAAAAUACUCAGCUUAUUGCUUGUUGGGGCAUUUGUGUUCACUGUACGUGGAAACGAUGAGGCUACGACACCGGCAGCUGAAGUGGUUGUCGAGGAAUUCGCAGCCGGGCAGCAGCAGCAAUCGCCUGUAGUUGAAGCGAUAAUGGAGCAACACCGACAUCCAUCUGUAGAUGAAGUGAGCGCAACGACGGCUGCAUGUGAAACGUACUCGCCUACAAAAACAACGGAACGUGGGACAUCUGAAAGCGGAGAGUAUGAAGUGGAGAAAGAACUCGAAGGACUGGUGGUUUGCGUUUCACUUGAAAGAAUUUACUAUCAUUUUUAUUAA